AUGACUUCCUCUGUCCAGCAUCAGCACUAUGAGUAUGGAGCGGUUCUCUAUGGCCAAAUAUGCGACGGCUGGGAUCUUAUGUGCCAUCAAACGUUGCCUGAUUUGCUCACGGUGCUUCUAUCCCUUUGUCCCAAUAAUGGGAAUUCGUUUGUAGCGAAGGGCUUUCUCGGAACUAUCAUAUCUAGGAGCUGGUCAUUGUUCUGGCGCAGCAGAAGCACCCGCCGCCAUCCAGGUGACAUGCUUUGCUAUCAUUGCCUGGGUGGAGCGAAGAGCUUAUUGGCCGCUACCAGAUUAGCUCAUGUCGGUGCCGAGAAGACUCUCUCCUCCAUUGAGAAGAUAUGGAAUGAAAUGUCUCCGCGGAGUCCGGCAGCAAGCUUCUGGGCCAACUUGGUUGUGGAAAGCCACCAGGUACUGGGAGCUAGUAGGUUGGAGGGGGUUUUGAAGGUCUGGAACAGACUCCGUGAGGUUAUCCCCAGUGAUCCAAUCCAGUUCGAAAUAAUAGACCUUGACUGGGCACGAAAAGUAAUUUUGGAAUUACGAAACCUGGAGAGAGGCAGGACUCAAGAUCAGAGCUUGGAGUUCCAGGCGUCAGUGCUGGCUCUUCUGAGCCGGGGAAGUCCAGUGUAUUACGCAUUUGCACGGAAUUUGGCUGAUAGCUAUGUUCGAAAUGGAGAUAUGAAGUCCGCCCUAACGCUCCGACAGCAGAUAUGGCAAGACCUGCAACCGACAUCACGUAUUUACAUUUCAUGGGCGCGAGAAUUGGCCGGUCUCUACCGCAGAAUUGGCCGUGAGGAGGAAGCGAUACAAUUGAACGAUAGGCAUGAAAGAAAGAAGGGGAGGAAACGUCAAUAUAGCUGUUUGAAAUAG
Talaromyces marneffei is the source of this 867-nucleotide messenger RNA. RefSeq lists its product as uncharacterized. Gene Ontology annotation, molecular function: protein binding. The record is from RefSeq and is a predicted model, not a curated record. Bases 1 to 867 code for a protein of 288 amino acids. The transcript has a single exon. NCBI's taxonomy places the organism in Eukaryota, Fungi, Ascomycota, Eurotiomycetes, Eurotiales, Trichocomaceae.